GACAGAAAUGAAUUGAAGACUUCACAAAAACAUUUCUGUACACCGUUAAAUAACGAUACACAUACAUUCAAGGUAUAAUGGAAGGGAAAGCUGUUAUCAUUUUCUUUGGAUUUAUAGCAUGUGCUUUUGCUGUAUAUUCACCCAAAGGCGGGAAAGCUUGUGAAAUUGAAUGCUCGAGUCAUUCAGAAUGUCCAGAAGGUCACAGUUGUCAAACUGAAGGAUGUGAUCGUAUGUGCAGACCUAGAAGAGUAAUUUUAUCAAAUUCAGCAGUUAGAUCAGACAUAUUUUCAUCUGGAUGUCUUCAGAGAUGUAUGGACCGAGGUAACCUAGGUUGCAGAAGUCUGUGUCAGCGUAGUGAAGAUUCAUUAUCGGGAGGCCAAAUCAAUCCUGGCAGAUCCUUAGACAGUAGAUUCCAAGAUGCUUUAGUAGAUUCUAUUCGGUCAGAUAGUCUUGUUAGACAUACCUCGUCAGUAGGUGAUUCUAUUCGGUCAGGUAGUCUUGUUAAACAUAUGUCGCCAGUAGGUGGUUCUAUUCUGUCAGAUAGUCGUCUUGGACGUAUCUCACAAGUAGGUGAUUCUAUUCGGUCAGGUAGUGUUGGAAGACAUAUCUCGCCAGUAGGUUCUAUAGGGUCAGGUAGUCUUCUUGGACGUAUAUCUCCAGUAGGUUCUAUUCGGUCAGAUGGUUUAGUUGGACGUAUCUCGCAUGUUGAUUCAAUUUUAAAUAAAGGCUGUCAAAAUACAUGCAUUUCACGAGGCUGCAACUUUAACGAGGAAUGUGUAACACGAGGUGGAUGUUCUGUAUGUGUUCGUGCCAAGACGUACGCAUAAAAAAAUACAACAGAUGACAUAAUAUAUUGUGCAAUAUUAAACUGAUUUUUAUCCAUGUAUCGUGAUAUUUUAUAAUUUUGUAUUGAUACACAAAUAAAGUAUUUAUUAUA
Mytilus trossulus (common blue mussel) is the source of this 937-nucleotide messenger RNA. RefSeq lists its product as uncharacterized. The record is from RefSeq and is a predicted model, not a curated record. The coding region runs from base 78 to 827 and encodes 249 amino acids. NCBI's taxonomy places the organism in Eukaryota, Metazoa, Mollusca, Bivalvia, Mytilida, Mytilidae. The transcript has 3 exons.